AUGCCAACUAAGGUUCUUCUGAAAGCUCUUGCCAUGCUUCCUGUGGUCUUGGCCGGAGUGAUUGAAUAUCCCGAAGUCAGGCCCGGACCCGGGCUUCCCAGCCUCGAGUCUUUGGGCCUCACUUCUGAGCAACUAUACAAUAUGCCGCCACCCUUGACUCUCGAUACAAAAUUCUCCCCCUUCUUUAACCCCGUUUGUGGUCCCGAUGAUAAAGCCUACACCAGCGUGAAGAGUCUAAUUGCCUGCAUGAAUUACUUGCAAAAUCUCCGAACUCAGGACUGCGUGGUCCCCAGUGGCCGAGUGAGUGUCCGAUUUUGCAGCUCCGGUGACGCCCAUAUCAAUGGAGUCUCCAUCACCGGCAGAAGCGAGUCCUCGCACUGCCAGGAUGUUGCUAAGGGCGCUCUCUAUGUUAUUGAUCACUGCACGCGCCCUGACGAAAGUUGCGCCGGUAAGCCCUUGUGCCGCAGCUGCUUUUGGAAAUGGCAAUCUCAUCGUUUCUUGCUGCAGCAAGAAGUGGGCUUGAGGAAUACGAUGGGAUCUCCUCAGGAGUUCAAACACUUCGUAUCGCGAGAAAAUGCUGUGGUUCUACAGCGGGACCUCAUGCCAGAGCAGUCCAAUGGAUGA
Messenger RNA from Cordyceps militaris CM01, 624 nucleotides. RefSeq lists its product as uncharacterized. The transcript is spliced from 4 exons. The coding region runs from base 1 to 624 and encodes 207 amino acids. The record is from RefSeq and is a predicted model, not a curated record. NCBI's taxonomy places the organism in Eukaryota, Fungi, Ascomycota, Sordariomycetes, Hypocreales, Cordycipitaceae.